AGCAAAUCCAAGAGCCUGCCUGGGGCUCACUGCUGGGAUUCAUAAGGAGGCAAUAUUAAUAUCCCCACUUCUCAGCCCCGGUCAGUGCCGAUUCCCCACCACCUGCAGCUCCCGGCCCGGAUCACAGGCACAGGGUCUUUGUUCUCAGCCAACACAGGAGCCUGUAAAGAAGAGAAGAUAGAAGUUGAUGAAAUACAGGCAGAAACUGAAGAGAAACAGUCACAGAAAAAGAGUGACAUUCAGUUCCGUCACAAGAAGGCAGACAACUAAAUACUGACAGAUUUUAUAAGUGCGUGUAUAGAAAUGCUAGACGUCUAAAUACUAAGAGCCAGUGUGAGUUCAAACACAGGGCCCACCAUGCCGACUCUCAACCAAAGCAGCUUUGAUCCUAUAACGUUCAUCCUGACCGGCAUCCCGGGCAUGGAAGAGUCUCACAUCUGGAUCUCCGUCCCCGUCUGCCUGAUGUACGUUGUUGCACUUUUUGCCAACUCCGUUUUACUCUUCAUCAUCAUAACAGAGCGCAGCCUCCACGAGCCCAUGUACCUUUUCCUCGCCAUGCUGUCCGUCUCUGAUCUAAUGUUAUCCACGACUACGGUGCCCAAGAUGCUGGCCAUAUUCUGGUUUAGUGCCAGGGAGAUUUCUUUUGAUGCCUGCGUUACCCAGAUGUUCUUUACCCAUUUUAGUUUCAUCGCAGAGUCAACCGUUUUGCUGGCCAUGGCGUUUGACCGGUAUGUUGCCAUCUGCUACCCUCUGAGAUACCCGACUAUCCUCACACACUCAGUGAUAGGGAAAAUAGCGGUGACAGCUGUUGUUAGAGGGUUGUGUAUAAUGUUCCCACCUAUUUUCCUCCUUAAGAGGCUACCGUACUGUGGUCACACCGUUAUGCCUCACACGUACUGUGAGCACAUGGGCAUAGCCCGGCUGGCCUGCGCUGAUAUAACAGCCAACAUCUGGUAUGGGUUCACCACAACUCUGUUGUCGUCGGGGCUGGACGUCAUGCUCAUUGCUGUAUCUUACGUGCUGAUCCUCAGGGCCGUCUUCCGGCUCCCGUCCAAGGACGCCCGGCUCAAGGCUCUCAGCACCUGUGGCUCCCACAUCUGCGUCAUCCUGAUGUUCUACACGCCAGCCUUUUUCUCCUUCCUCACUCACCGGUUUGGCCACAAUAUCCCUGGACACAUUCACAUCCUCCUGGCCAAUCUCUAUGUGAUUGUUCCCCCCAUGCUAAACCCCAUCGUCUACGGGGUGAGAACGAGACAAAUCCGGGAACGAGUGACCCGCAUGGUCUCCCAGGCCUGGGGAUUUCACUGCUUCUGCAGGGGGAGGGGAUGUUGACCUGCACAUAAUGCCAAGACGCGGACUGGGAAUGAGCAAUUGGUGCUGAGUGCUGCCGCAGGGCCGAGACCCAAGACCGGCAGGUUCCUUCUAAAUGAAACCAGAUUGCUUCGAAGGAGGGUUUUCAGGAGAUGGGAGCCUGGCUCAUCUGGUCUUUUCAUCACUGGAGGUUCCUCCCGUGGUGUUUGCCUCCUGUGGCUCAGAUGAACCAUCAGACUCUCCCCUCCAGCACAGAUCAAAUGCAGAACAUUCAGAAAACAGUGAGGAUUGUUGAGAUCUCUGUGACUGUGAUCUUAUAUCCCUGUCACUACUGUUAGUCUGUCCGCCCCUUCCCUCCCAUUUGUCUGUUUAUUCACCUGUUGUGCACUGUCUCAGUCGUAGACUGUCAGCGCUCUGAGGUGCAGGCUGUCUUUGUGUUAUCAGGAGACCGCCUAACACAGUGGGGCCCUGAGCUCGAUUGGAGUCCUCAGGCAUUACUAGGAUAUGGAUAAUAGUCCUAUCAUAUGAUGAUGACAACACUCUUUCCUUUGCACUAGUAUCGCUGGAGGAUGUUAAACAGCAGCUACUAAAGUUGGACAUUUUUAAAUUAGCAGGUAUAGAGAAAAUGCAUCCAAGAGUUUUAAAAGAGCUGUCUCAGGCACUCAGUGGACUAUUACUGUUGGGAUGUUCCAGAAGACUGGAAGAAAUCGAAUGUUGUGCCAAUUUUUAAAAAGAGGCAAAGGGGAUGACCCAGGUAAUUAUAGGCCUGUCAGUCUGACAUUGAUCCUGGGCAAGAUAAUGGAGUGGGCGAAAAAGGAUUUGAUUAAUAAAGAAUUAAAGGGUAAUAUAAUUAAUACCAAUCAACAUUAGUUUAUGGAAACUAGACCCUGUCAAACUAAUUUGAUAUCUUUUUUUGACAGACUCAGGAGACUUGGGUUCUAUCUCCAGCUCUGCCUCAGGCCGGCUGGGUGAUCUUGGGCAAGUCACUUCCCUGUUCUGUGCCUCAAUUUCCCCAUCAGUAAAGGGGGGGAUAAUGCUACUGACCUCCUUUGUAGCACAAGAUCUGCCACUGAAAAGCACUAUGUAAGAGCAUGGUCUUGUUACUGUGUGCAAACUAGGUGUGAAACACUAGGGACAAUGUUUCACACACACUCUGCAGAGGAGCAAAUGAAUUACUAGGAGCAGGGCAGGGGCGAAUCAGGCCCAUGAAGCCUACGAAGAGUGAAGGUGGCUUGGAUUUAUGUUUAGAGCAUGAAUGCCCCCAAUUGUUCCAAUGCCCUCUGUGCUAGAUCUACCCAAACCUCCGCUGAUCUAGGCAAACCCUGGCCCAUCCCCUUACAGGGCAGAAAAGCCUGUCUGGGGUGAACCCGGUUCCAUUCUGUUGGAGGCAUUGUUGAUAGAUCUGGUGCAAGAUAUCUGCACCUGGAUCUACCUUAUCUAUGUGCCAUGUGCAGGGUCCCUCUGCAUCAGGGUUAUGGGGCAAGGCAGUGGACCUGCUGCUUCACAGAUCUACCGCCAUCAAUUUCCCCCUGCCCCCCAAGGAAGGAGAGCACAGCAGUGACUCUGAUGGGAAGGGUCCUUCCCCUGGUGCUGAUAAACUCUCUGUGCCAUGCCCGGCGGCUCUGGUGAGAUGGGAAUGUGGGCUGGGAAGGGGUUAGAUGUGGCCCAUAAUGAAGUUGCUCUGGGUGCAGGAAUGGAGGGGCCAGACAUGAUUGCCUCACAGAGAAGGGAAAAAACAAGAUGGCGGCAGCUCCAGCAGCACUGGGAUGGCUGCCUGUGGACCCCAGGAGCAUUACCAUAAGGGGCUCAGAGCUGCUCGAAUGACAGCCCAGCCCCUUUUUGGUCCUCCCUCUUCCUGGGCCAAGCAGAGGCAAAAAGCACUUGGUUCCCUUGGGAUGGGAUUUUCACAAACCCCCCAUUGGAAGUCAAGUCAAGCCAACGGAACGUGUGUUUCUAGAUUAUGUAGGCCCAUUUGAGACUCCCUGCAAAGACAAAGACUCAGCAGAGGAGAUGUUGGGACUUAUUUUCCUACUUCAUUUAUUAGGGUUUACCACCGCUGAACUUCCACACAAACGUACCUUUAUGUAAUUCAAAGGCCACUUGGUGAUAAUUAUACCCAGCGUACAAACAUAAACGUAUGCACCUAUAUUCUGUACUCACCAGCAUACAAUUAUAAGUACCAGCGGGCUCAGGCCCGGGAAAUACCUUUCCAUCAUGGUGCUCUCCAGAGGGCUAAGGAAAAGCUUUGACAAAGAACCCCUAAAAACCUGGCUUUUUAUACACUAUAACACACAAGAGUGUCGUUGCCAGUUAUUGGACCUUAGCUAAGGCCAAUGAGGCAGUUUUAGGGGUGAACCUUGCCCUCAGGUCUGGGUAGGACAAGAUUCAUGGCUGGGCCCCUUUCUUCCCAAGGUUUCCUUCUUAUCUCAUUUUCCCAUAUUUCGUUCUAAACUGCAUUUCUUUAUAAUAAACUAAAGAAACUGAUUAUUUACUGCA
This is a messenger RNA of Malaclemys terrapin pileata, 3807 nucleotides long. Its product is annotated as olfactory receptor 52B2-like. Gene Ontology annotation, molecular function: olfactory receptor activity; G protein-coupled receptor activity. Bases 358 to 1332 code for a protein of 324 amino acids. The transcript has 3 exons. Gene Ontology annotation, cellular component: membrane. Gene Ontology annotation, biological process: G protein-coupled receptor signaling pathway. NCBI's taxonomy places the organism in Eukaryota, Metazoa, Chordata, Testudines, Emydidae. The record is from RefSeq and is a predicted model, not a curated record.